Penicillium macrosclerotiorum is the source of this 495-nucleotide messenger RNA. RefSeq names its product MARVEL domain-containing protein. Lineage: Eukaryota; Fungi; Ascomycota; Eurotiomycetes; Eurotiales; Aspergillaceae. The record is from RefSeq and is a predicted model, not a curated record. The transcript has 5 exons. Gene Ontology annotation, cellular component: membrane. The coding region runs from base 1 to 495 and encodes 164 amino acids.
AUGCCGGUCAUCUCGCGCCUUGUAUCUAUCCCGCUUCGGAUUGCCGAGAUCGCUUUUGCUGCGGUUGUCGCAGGUAUCAUCGGACACUAUCUUGCCUCUUUUGACGAUAUCGACGCCUGGCCCCAGGCUCGCUGGAUAUACACCGAAGUAAUCGCCGGUUUAUCAAUUCUCCUUGGCUUGAUUUGGCUUAUUCCUUUCUCUUCGGGGUUCUUCUCUUGGCCAUUGGACGUCUUGAUUUCUUUUGCAUGGUUUGCUGCUUUCGGUAUUCUAGUCGACGCGAUCCACCACUUGCCCUGCGGGAGCAUCUGGUCAUGGCAAUUUCGAGGCAAUUCAGUUUGCGCGCGCUGGAAAGCCGCUGAAGCCUUUAGUUUUCUCUCCGCUAUUGUUUGGCUUGUUUCUGCACUAGUGGGUAUCUGGUUCACCUUCCGUGUCCGUGACUCUGGUGCUGGGACAACUCGCCGUCGCUGGGGCCGUCGUGGCCCAACUGCUGCCUAG